Molecule: messenger RNA, 818 nt
Organism: Melampsora larici-populina 98AG31
Lineage: Eukaryota; Fungi; Basidiomycota; Pucciniomycetes; Pucciniales; Melampsoraceae
Exons: 4
Coding region: 1-717 (238 amino acids)
Biological process (GO): ribosomal large subunit biogenesis
Cellular component (GO): nucleolus
Source: RefSeq, a predicted model, not a curated record
AUGAGGAUCGAGAAAUGUUACUUUUGUGGUGCUAAUGUUUAUCCUGGUCAUGGCACAAUGUUUGUUCGAAACGAUGCCAAGAUGUUUCGAUUUUGUCGUUCAAAAUGUCACAAAAAUUUCAAAAUGAAACGUAACCCUCGAAAGGUCAGAUGGACCAAGGCGUUCCGAAAAGCUGCAGGAAAGGAGAUGACGAUGGAUUCUACAUUAGAUUUCGAAAAGCGAAGGAAUGUGCCGAUCAAAUACGAUCGAGAACUCGUUAAUUCUACCGUGACGGCUAUCGAUCGAAUUGCCGAGAUCAAAUCUAGACGAGAGCGUGCAUUCUAUGCUGCUCGUAUCUCAGCUUCAGCUCCAGUUACUCGAAAGAGUUUGGCUACCGAGGUGGUGAAGGAUCGACAUGUACUUGGUUUACGUGAAGAUGAACUUACUCAGAAGGCUGUUAAGGCGGCCGAAAUUAGGUUGGCUAAGAUUGGUGCUCGUGAAUUAGAGCUCAAGCAAGCUAGGAUGAAGAAGGUGACGAUCUCCGAUACACCUAUGGAGACCGAUUCUAACACUGAAGGAUACUUGGAGACCACCAGCGGUACUCAAGCUAUUGCUGAUGCACUACUACAAACGACUGACUCACAAGACAAACCACCACGUAAGAUGAGACACAAGAUGAAGGUGAAGGCUUCGAAAAGUGCAUUGACCACUGGAGGUCAAUCGAUGGACUUGGAUUAGGCAAUUUGAAUCUUGAUUUAUGCUUUAGUGUUUCCAUUUUUCCCACCUUGUGGUGUUCUUCGAUCAUGGGGUAGUCAAUGUAUUUUGUUCCACUUUGCCCC